GGUUCAAGCUUCAUCUAAGAUUCACAAUGGAAGAGAAAAUGGCCACCUUCCUAAUGCUUCUACUGACGAAGCAUCUGGAAGUAUAUCAUCCCCAGAUACUGAGAUAGAUGAUGCAUGUGAUAGAGAGUUAUCCUUCAGGAUCUUUUUGUUAUUUAAUUUGGAAUUACUAAUGUGUGUUUUGAUCAACUUCAGGGACACUGAUACGAUCUCCCUCACUUCCUACAAGACAUUGUUG
Eruca vesicaria subsp. sativa (arugula) is the source of this 235-nucleotide messenger RNA. Lineage: Eukaryota; Viridiplantae; Streptophyta; Magnoliopsida; Brassicales; Brassicaceae. The record is from the annotation of a GenBank genome assembly.